Molecule: messenger RNA, 1274 nt
Organism: Cannabis sativa
Lineage: Eukaryota; Viridiplantae; Streptophyta; Magnoliopsida; Rosales; Cannabaceae
Product: protein VACUOLELESS GAMETOPHYTES
Exons: 2
Coding region: 231-977 (248 amino acids)
Source: RefSeq, a predicted model, not a curated record
UCCCAAAGCAUCAUUCUAAUUCCCCUACAACAGUUGCUUAAACCUGAAGCCAAACAAAAAUCCCCUACAAUAAAUACACCCAUAUAUGUAACUUAUUAACUGAUCAUUGCAAAAAUGUAUACAUUAGAUCUAAUCCCAUUAAAAAGAGUAUUAUAUAUAUUUAAUCUUGUCUUCUUUUUCCCCAAUCAAAUUACAAUAUAAUAAACCCAACAUUCUACUGUAAGAAAGCCAUGACAAAAUACAACGAAAUCUCCCACUUCAGCCACCCCUAUCACAAGCUCAAGUUCGAGUACUCUGAAUUCCCGUUCAAGUGCGAUGGAUGCAAAGAGAUUGGGAUUGGAUCACGCUACAAGUGCCCCAUUUGUGACUUUGAUCUUCACAUGUACUGUGCCCUCCCUUCCCCGAACAUUUGCCACCCUUUUUACACCAAAUGCUCCUUUCAGUUCCUCUCCAGGCCCCCAGGCAACUCACCGCGCUACUGCAACGCCUGCGAGAAAGAUAUUACCGGAUUUGUUUACCACUGCAACUCUUGCGGAUUCGAUCUUCACCCGUGCUGCGCCAAGCUGCCGAUGAUUCUGGACGAUGGUGAGACGAAGCUGUACUUGUAUCGAAAGGUGAGCUCGUCGUGCCACCGUUGCGGCAGGAAGGGAAGGAGCUGGAGCUACCGGUCUAAGUGCAAGAAGUACAAUCUACACGUAGCGUGCGUGAGAGAGAUGCUGAUGGAGAGCUGGUCCGAUAUAUACGCCGGAAGGGGGAAAGCCAUUACUUCUUCUUCGUCUUCGUCCUCGUUUUCCAGGUCGACGAUUCCGAGCCUGAAAAACACGCUGCAGACGCAUCAUAGGAAGUCCGGGAGGGGUAAGGUGAAAAAGUGUUGCGAGAUGGCCGGGUUGGCCGUACAGUUCGUCAUCUCUGCCGUUUUGGGAGAUCCGACGACGCUCAUCGCAGGCCUUAUUGGCUCCCUCAUCUCCAGAGCUUGACGCGUCAGAUCAUCAUAUCUACCAUGUAAAGUGAUGUUCGAUGGCAAUUACCUAUUAAUACGCCGUCGUAUUAAUUGGAUAUGUUUAAUUUGGGAGGGGAAGCUGAUAUUUGUAUAAUAUAUAGUAUUAAAUAUGUUGUUUAACUGGGUUAGUUUAAAGAUGCUUUAAUCAUAUUGUGAAUAAAACUAUAAUUAGCGGCAAAACUUUAUUAAAUUAGAUUAUUAUUUGUUUGUAGUUUUAAUCUAAUUACGAUUGUAAUAAUAAUUAAUAAAUUAAUUCAAUUAUAUGGAGAAAAAA